AGAUAGUAAAUCUGUUACUGGACCGUUUCGUGCUUUGUUCACCACCGACAGUUCGCGUUCAUGGCCGCUGUGAUCUGUUUGUUUUUCACUGGGAACAGUCUUUGUUGGCCAGCGAUUUAAAUCCCACGUGUUUCCUUCACGCGGAGCUGCUUCCUUCGACUCUCUGCUCUCUGUGGUGGAAGCUAAAGGCUAAGCAGGGGAAACUCUCAUUGUUUCUCUUUAUUUCAAUAAUGUGUCCGCUGUGUGAGAGCUGCGGGGAGAACAUAAGAAAGAUAAAUCAGCAGGUUUCUGUGAUGCGAAAGGAAAUAAGAAAUGUCAGGCAGGCGUUGGACGGCGCUGUCAGAGCGCAUCGCAAGCAUCUGAUGUCUGUUCAAACUGCUGUGGCAAAGAUCGACUCCUCCGGCCAUGAUAAGACAGACUGCACACCUUCAUCACCCUCAUCAUCAGCACCAGACGCUUUAGAGCAAGGAAUGAUCCGGACUGUGCCGAUCGGUUACAUCACUUCCUGCUUUUCCGCUAAGAACGGGACACCCAGGCAGCCGACGAUCUGUGGCGCGUCACGGGCGCAGCUGCGAAUCCAGCAGAGCGUUUUCAACAACCCUCAGCACGCACUGGCGGGCCUCCAACAGUACUCCCAUGUCUGGAUUAUUUUUCUUUUCCAUAAAAACGGACACCUGAGCUACAAAGCCAAAGUGAAGCCGCCCAGACUGAACGGUCAGAGGGUGGGAGUUUAUUCCACACGGAGUCCACACCGACCAAACUCCCUCGGACUGACGCUGGCGAAGCUGGAAAAGAUUCAAGGUGACACACUGCAUCUCUCUGACAUUGACAUGAUUGCUGGAACUCCUGUCCUGGACGUCAAACCUUACAUCCCAGAAUAUGACUCCCCGAACUCCAGGACGGUGUUUGACUCACAGCAGAGUCAGUCUGACACUGAUCUAACAGCCGCUCCUGAAAACAAGCAGACAAGCGACUUCAACUGUGAUGCUGAGUCUAAGCGGGACGACGAUGAUGAAGAUGAAGAUGUGAUUUUUCAUCCGGGAGGGAAAUCAGACACGGAUGUUUCUUUAACAGCUUCGCUGACUGAGGCGGCUCCAGUUUUCCUGCCCAAAGAAACGCUGAGUUUGCUGAAAGAAGUUGAAUCGUUUGUGAACAAAGAAGACUCCUCGCCGCCUGAAUGUGAGAGUAAACGCAGAGUUUCAGGCCGUGUAAAUAACGAAGCACCAGAACCGAUCACAGACUGGCCCUGCUACGGUGCGGACUCCAGUACCACCAUUGCAGACUGGAUCAGAGAGCCUCCAGUUUCCAGUCUGGAUGUCCGCUUCACCCCUCAUGCUCAGAAGCAGCUGGAGGAGUUCCUCCCUGUAGGAAGGGAGACGGCAGAACCGUCUGACUGCGGCAGACCCAGAUUCAAGUUUCUGCGCAGCCCAGAAGAGGCCGCCGCCGCCAUCAGGGGCGUUCUGUCUGCAGAUCCCAGGUCAGUUUACAGGAGAACCCGAUGCAGAGACAGACUCUUCUUCUUCACUCUGGACACGGCCCACGUCACCUGCUGGUUUGGAGAAGGAUUUUCUGAGGUUCUGCAGGUCCGACCCGUAAGAUCACAGCAAACUAAAGAACUGCUUCAGUGAAACAACAAACUGUUAGGCUUGCUUUGAUGCUUCUGUGCAGACGAACCCUCUAAGAUGACGAUCUGGGAAUCACAUCAUUUCUUCUAAGUUAGUUAAAAAGGACUUUAAAGAUGUUUUUCUUUGUCUUUUUUCAAGAUGUUUUAUCUUCUAUUUUUCUGAUUCUUUUUUCCCCCUAACCUAGUCGCUAUUAGAGCAGUCGUUCAAAAUGCUCAGCAAUCAGUUCUGGCCACAUCCUGGAAGAUUUCUAAUAAAAUCAUAAUUUUUUUUAAAGGAGCACAUUUUUUUUUUCUUCAAAAAUCAGACCUAUAUCUUGAUAAUCUUGAGUUAUGGAGGACGAUAUUAAGCAAUAUUCAUAUUAGUAAAACUACUGGUGAAUAAAUCAUUAUUACAUCCUACAUUUCAAAGUACUUUGAAAUUUCUUGGAGGUACAGGUUUGAAACCGGUGACUGGAAAAUAAAAUAAACUCUGUGACACACUGGGUGGUUUGCUU
Molecule: messenger RNA, 2118 nt
Organism: Cyprinodon variegatus (sheepshead minnow)
Lineage: Eukaryota; Metazoa; Chordata; Actinopteri; Cyprinodontiformes; Cyprinodontidae
Gene: trmo
Product: tRNA methyltransferase O
Exons: 6
Coding region: 231-1628 (465 amino acids)
Source: RefSeq, a predicted model, not a curated record